AAGGUUCCUUUCAGAACCGGACCUCUCUCUUGCCUUUGCCUUUGCUGGUUUGCUUUUCUCAUUCACACACUCUCUUUUUUCUGCUCUUUCAUUUUCAGUCAUCAUUAAAAUCACACAUGAUAAAUUCACCGUCAAAUCUCACUGAUUCAAAUACUUCAAUGCCGGCCGAAUCCUAACGCCGUUAACUAACUGCGACUCAGACUGGUUUAGAUAAUCACUUUUGUUGGUGCUCUGUUACUUCAGCAUUCAAAUUUGCUUUGAGGAUUUUCUUUGCAGCUAAAAAGGGUUCAGUGAGAUCUCAUUGGCUUUAGAGUUUGGCCUAAAAUAUCAAGACUAAAGGCUGGAAACUUUCAUGAGCUAAGAUUUACUCAUGAAGAAGCUGUUCUUUUUCAGUUCAUCUGCAUCCAGCAACGGGAGCGUUGAUGGGGUUUCUCCACCAUCAAAAGAUAAGAGAGGUUAUGGGGAGAAUCCGUUGGAAAGUGGGAUGAGUAGUAAAGCUCGUGACAGAGGUGAUCAUAGUUUCAGGAGUCCUAGGAACUUGUUUUCCAAAUCUCGAAAGCAAGUAUCUGAUAGCCAGAGCUCUAGUUCCAGUUCAGGUCUUAGAAGGAGCCGCUCAUUGUCAUCAGCUGCCUUAAGUGAAAGGCUGGGACAAACGGAUUUAUUUUGCGUCAAUGAUCAAAGUAGAUCUCCUUCUAGUAGUGCAAGUAGUGGUCGACAUCAGCAAUGUGAUCAUUCAUCUCGUCGUCGUGCUUAUACUCCUGAGAGGCAAUACAAGGCAAAACAAUUCGAAGAGCCAGCUAUUCAAAAUGCUCGCGGAUUUGAGAGGCCUGGUUCUGCUGGUUCUUCCAGAACCUACAAUGACUCGUCAUCCAUUUGCUCUAGCAAUAUUUCAAGUAAGGUUGUGGACCGCUACAUUGAUGGGGAGCAGCAGCAGGAAAAAAGCAGGACUAAUAACAGUUCUUCACAGAGAAAUUAUAAUGGAAAUGCUGGGAGGCUUCCCCCACGAGUUCAGUAUACAGCGCCUACUUCCCCAACACAUAGUUCCAAUGAUAAACCUAGGGCUUGUUCCUUUAGGGAAGCUAAAAGUUCCCGGCUUCGUUUCUCAUCUAAAGAUUGGACAGAAAGAGGAUUUGGGCAUGAAUCUCCUCGGAGACUUGCCAAGAAUGUUGUUGAGAGACUCUCCCAGUCUAAUGUUUUCCCCAAAACAAGUUCAAAGCCGUUUGACCUUGAUGUUCCAAUCACGAUUGAAGAUAUCUAUGGUAGACCCUUGGAUAGGUGCUUCAAUGCAAAUUCAGAUGUGGUGGCUGAAAAGAUUUAUCCAUUGGAUGAACCUUUUGAAACAGGUAACAUGUAUCGCGAAGAGGUUAACUCAGGCUUCCUGGGGCAGAAUCUUUUUCACAGUGGUGAAAGUGAGGAUGUGAACUCUGAUGAAAUUGAAGAUGACACUGAUGCAGGACUAAGAAUAAGAUCCAAAGAAGCUGAGCAGAGGGUCAUGCUUAUUUCUGAAGAACUUGAGCAGGAAAGUUUUCUUCAAGAUUGUGGGUUUGAUGUCUCAUCGUUGAUUCAAAAAAUUAGAGACCUAACAGAGGAUAGGAUAAGCUUGUCACUUGAGGUUUCAAACCUUUUACAGUCUCAAAUUGCUGAGAGGGCUUCUGCUAGGGAAGAACUCAGAUGGGCAAAGGAAGAAUUAGAGGCCCGAACCCGACGAUUAGAGAAAGAGAAGAAUGAGUUGCAGUCAGGAUUGGAAAAGGAGUUAGACAGAAGGUCAAGUGACUGGUCAUUCAAGCUUGAGAAAUAUCAGUCAGAAGAGCAGAGGCUCCGUGAGCGAGUUAGAGAGCUUGCAGAGCAUAAUGUCUCCCUUCAAAGGGAAGUUUCAUCCUUUGACGAGAGGGAAAGAGAGAGCAAAAGCAUAAUAACAAAUUCAGGGGAACAACUUCAUGACCUCACCACAAGUGUGGAAGAACUAAAAUUGGAUAAUGAAGACUUACGACAGAAUCUCUCUGAACUACAGGAGAAAUAUAGAGCAGCAGAAGAAGAUCGUGAAUGCAUCCAUAAAAAUUUUGAAGAGAAGGAUAAAGAGUGCAAAGAGCUGCAUAAAUCUAUUACAAGAUUACUAAGAACUUGCAGUGAACAAGAGAAGACGAUUGAUGGGUUACGAGAAGGUUUUAGUGAGAAACUUGGGGAGGAUCAAACAGUGGAGAAGUUUGAUAAGCAUAUGGCGAAAUUACAGAUGGAGCAAAUGAGGCUGACUGGAGUAGAGCUUGCUUUGAGGAGGGAAUUGGAAUCUUGUAGGCUUGAAGUUGAUUCUCUUCGACAUGAGAAUGUAUACUUACUAAACCGCUUGAAAGGAAAUGGGAAAGAAAAUUUUGCUUUAACUUUCAAGCUAGAUAAAGAAAUGUGGACUCGCCUCUAUUGCUUACAGAAUCAAGGGCUAUUGAUGCUAAAUGAGAGCACUGACUUAUGUUCAAAGUUACUGGAAUUCAUCAAAGGGAAAGCAGGCCAAUUUCUUCCAGAUGCUAAGCAUGGUCUGGAAGUUAUCAAGAACGGUUUAGGUGCACAAUUUGUUGUUGAAGCUGAGGUGAAACUUCAGGGAUUCAAGCGUGGAACUGAGAGCCUGACAAGGAGUUUGCAGACGAUGUCUACUUUGUUGCAUGAGAAGUCCACUCCAGGUGCUUCCAAAUUACAGUCACAGUGCACUGAUGCUGAUGGAUUGGUGCAACAAAAUGAUCAAACAUCAGAGGAUGUUAUAAGAUCUGAGCUUAAAGCAGAAACUUUACUAACUAGUCUAUUGAGAGAGAAGCUGUAUUCUAAAGAGCUGGAAGUUGAGCAGUUGCAAGCUGAACUUGCAACAGCAGUAAGAGGCAAUGACAUUCUCAGAUGUGAAGUCCAAAAUGCACUAGAUAACCUUUCCUGUGUCACUCAUAAUUUGAAGGAUCUUGAACUUCAGAUGAUGCGGAAGGAUGAGAACUUAAACCAGCUUGAAAGCAACCUUCAAGAAUCGUUAAAGGAAUUAACAAUUAUGAGAGGGAUACUGCCAAAAGUUUCAGAUGAGAGAGAUUUGAUGUGGGAGGAAGUGAAGCAAUACAAUGAGAAGAAUAUGUUAUUGAACUCAGAGGUUAAUGUACUGAGGAAGAAGAUAGAGGCCCUUGAUGAAGACGUCCUUCUGAAGGAAGGUCAGAUUACAAUCUUAAAAGACUCCCUAAGGAAAAAACCUUUUGAUCUUCUUGCCAGCCCUGAUUCUUUGCAAGAUUUCCUGCUGGAAUGAUAGCUGGAUAUUUCGUUAGGGAGGAUAAAUCACUGUCCAUAGUCCAAUACUUUUGUGCUUGAGGCUGCUCCUUUUCUAGCUUUUAUUUCUUUUCCUUUUACUUUGAUUGAGGGUUUUGAUAAGGAGUAAAAGAAACAUACCGUGAUUCUUGUGAUUGAACAGUUACACUAAAUUGUAUGUAGUUGGCUUCCCAGCUUAGCAAUACCAGAAGAAUUUGUCUUUGCAGUUCA
Molecule: messenger RNA, 3495 nt
Organism: Quercus lobata
Lineage: Eukaryota; Viridiplantae; Streptophyta; Magnoliopsida; Fagales; Fagaceae
Product: CAP-gly domain linker
Exons: 6
Coding region: 371-3265 (964 amino acids)
Source: RefSeq, a predicted model, not a curated record